AAGGCCGAGAGAAAGAUAGAAAGUUGGGAGUCUAGAGAACAUCAUAACACCAAUAUAGAUACCCUUUUGGAGGAAAGUGAAGAAAAUGAACAUAUCAACAUCAAAAUUCAGUAGUGGGUGUGAAUCUGGUUGGACUCUUUACCUAGACCAAUCAUACAUCUCAGAAAGUGAAUUCCAGAGAGAUAACAGUGAUAAUAACAAUAAUAAUUAUAAUUAUAAUGGUAUUGCUGAAUGUGGAGGAAAAGGAGUGAGAGAAGAGGAAGAGGAAGAUUUGUCCAUGGUGUCUGAUGCUUCUUCUGGGCCUCCACAUUACCAUGAAGAUUGCUACUGCGAAAAUGGAUCUUCUUUUUCUGCUUCUAACUGGGCUUACAACAACAACGACAAUAAGUCAUCAAAGGACAGAGAGAAGAAGAAGAUGAUGAUGAAAGAGAAGUGUACAAAUGAAUACCAUUCAUGUAUAGAUGACACUGCUAGCUCUCCUGUCUCCAAGAAAAAGUCCACUUUACCAAGAAAUGGAGCUUUUAUGGAGAACAACAGAUUGGACUAUUCUCAAGGAUUCUCUGCAACACAUUUUGAGGGAGAAUCUGCAUUUGGUAAUCAUUUUGGUAUGUUUCAGUCUUCUCUAGCUAAAGGUUCAGCUCCACAAAAGCCAGAUGACUUCCAGGGAGGAAAUUGGAAUUGACAGUAUAAUGGUAAAAAAGUGUCUUUAAGUUUCUGCUGCUGCAAAUAGAAGAAGAACAUGGGAAGGAAUGUAAAAGCUGUAAACUAGGCAUGAAAUCAAAAAGGGCUCAUGUUCCUUUUUUCUUUCUUUCUUUUUUUUUUUUUUUUAAAUCUUCUUUUACAAUUUCAAUCCUUCUUAUUUGUUCUUGUGAAUGCAGUGGGAAACAACCUAUGAACAUAAAAUAUAAAUAAAUUUCCCGUCUUUGGUUCCAUAAUUUUCCAAGAAUAUUCACUGAAUCUCGUUCAAC
Morus notabilis is the source of this 968-nucleotide messenger RNA. RefSeq lists its product as uncharacterized. The record is from RefSeq and is a predicted model, not a curated record. NCBI's taxonomy places the organism in Eukaryota, Viridiplantae, Streptophyta, Magnoliopsida, Rosales, Moraceae. The transcript is spliced from 4 exons. The coding region runs from base 86 to 682 and encodes 198 amino acids. Gene Ontology annotation, biological process: cytokinin biosynthetic process.